Mastomys coucha (southern multimammate mouse) is the source of this 7277-nucleotide messenger RNA. It is a transcript of the gene Parp14, whose product is annotated as poly(ADP-ribose) polymerase family member 14. NCBI's taxonomy places the organism in Eukaryota, Metazoa, Chordata, Mammalia, Rodentia, Muridae. Gene Ontology annotation, molecular function: NAD+ poly-ADP-ribosyltransferase activity; transcription corepressor activity. Gene Ontology annotation, cellular component: cytoplasm; nucleus. Bases 88 to 5511 code for a protein of 1807 amino acids. The record is from RefSeq and is a predicted model, not a curated record. The transcript is spliced from 17 exons. Gene Ontology annotation, biological process: negative regulation of gene expression.
AAAUGAAAGCGAAAGAAGUUAACUCAAUGUUAAAACCCUGAGCAGUUUUGGGCGACCCAGCAGUCGCAGCUUCCUAGUUCAGUCAGGAUGGCAGCAUCGGGCUCCUUCCCGCUGCUGGUCGAGGGCUCUUGGGGCCCCGACCCCCCGAAGAACUUGAUCAACAAGUUGCAAAUGUAUUUCCAGAGCCGAAAGAAAUCGGGAGGAGGGGAGUGCGAGGUCGUCCCGGAGCCCGGGAACCCAGCACGCUUCCUGGUGCUCUUCUUCCCGGAGGAUGUUCGGCAGAAUGUUCUGGAGAAAGGGAAUCAUGAGUUAGUGUGGCAAGGAAAAGGAACAUUCAAGUUGACUGUCCAGUUGCCUGCAGAACCAGGGGAAGCCUCAGUUUCUAAGGAGGCAAGGAAGGCAUCUCCAGAAGAGGAGUCCAAGACAAAAGAAGAUGCUGUGAAGCCAGGUGAUUUGGAGACAACACAUUCUCCCAGCGGCAGAUCAGAAAAAACGGAAGAUGUCCUAGAAGAGUGUGAAAAUAUUUCCUCCCUGGUGGCAUUUGAAAACCUGCCUGAGAAGGUAUCAGAGAUGGUGUUGACCUUCCUGGUGGAGAACAUAAGUGGGCUCAGCAGUGAUGACUUUAAGGUGGAAGUGAUCCGAGAUUUCGCCAUUGCCGUGGUGACCUUUCAGAAGCCUAUAGAUACCAAAAAAUUUAUUGUUGAUUGUGUCAGCCACCGCUCAAAUCAACAACUCCAGCUUGCACCAAGACUUCUGGAAACAACGAAUGUAGUCAGGGUGGAAAACCUGCCUCCUGGGGUGGAUGAUUACCAUCUGAAACUCUUCUUUGAAAACCCUUCCAAUGGGGGUGGAAGGGUCUCCAGAGUUGAGUGUUUCCCUGAAGAGAGUUCAGCGCUGGUUGAGUUUUGUGACAGCAAAGUGUUAGACAUCAUCAUGGCCAAGACACACAAUUACAACAAGAUGCCACUGUCCGUAUUUCCCUAUUAUCCCUCUCUGGGUACAGCCUUAUAUGGUGAGGAGAAGCCUCUGGUCAAGCUUCCAGCAUCUUUCCAGGAGUCUCUUGACCUUCCUUUGUGGAAGUUCUUUCAGAAACAUAAUCAUCUGAUCGAGGAGAUAAAUGAUGAAAUGAGGCGCUGCCACUGUGAGCUGAAAUGGUCUGAAAUCAAUGGUAAACUGACCAUCAGACCCGCUGCCUCCUUAGUCAGUCAUAGACCGAGCAUCAAGACCUGGCAGAGAGAUGCAACCGCAGCGCUCUCUGGCAUCAAGUCUAAAUACAAAGUGGAGUUGUUUGAAGUGUGCUCGCCAGUAUGGGACAUCAUAAAGCGUGAGUUAGAGUCAGGAGAUGACAGGGUCUUGGUUGAGUUUGAAAAGGAGAAUCUACACGUAGCAGGAAAAUCAGAAGACAUUCAAGGCAUUAGCCAGAAAAUCAGGGAACUAAUAGAGAGUACCACUGAAAAGCUCAGAAGGGAAGAGCAGAGUCUGAAGGAGAAAGUGGCCAUUUCCCCGGGAAGGCACUAUCUUUUGCACCACAGUGGCUUCCUGAAGGAUCUAAGCCAAGAGUACCCAGACAUGGAAAUCUCUUAUGAUGCCACGGCCCAGUUCCUGUGCUUCAAGGGCUUCCGUGCAGAUGUGUACAAAGUAAAGUGUGACAUCCAAGAAAAGGUGUAUUCCAUGGUUCAAAAAGAUGUCCAGGUUUCUUCUGAAGUCUUGGCCUUUCUGCAGCAAGUAGACAGUCAGAGCCUCUCCAAGACUCUGUUUGAGGCUCAGAACAUUCUUGCCACAUACGAGCUGAGAGGUACAGACCUUUUCUUAAUUGGAAGUUCUUUCAAAGAUCUGGAGGAAGCCAAGGAAAAAAUGCUCAAUGCUUUAAGUCAUAAGCACAUUGAAGUUGAGGACAAGGAGGCUCUGAGAGGUAAUGUGUGGAAGAAGAAAGUUCACCCUCUGCAAAAGAGACACAGCUCGUGUGCAACCAUUAUGGUCAAGAAUGAAUUGACUUCAGGAGCCCCGGCUGAGGUCAUUGUUGCAGGCUGCAUGAAAGAAGUGAAUGAAAUCCAUAAGCAGCUUUUUGAGUAUUUGGAAAACAAGAUGAAAGUUGAAAGAGUUAUUAAAAUCAAACCGUCCUUGAUUAUUGACUAUUUAAGGACAGACAAGAAGCUAUUGUCAAAGAUAAAGAAGGCAAAUGUGUAUAUACAUUUUAAGCCUACAGACAAUCCAAACAGCAUUUUGCUAACUGGCUUCAAGAGCAAAGUUCUAGAGUGCAUGAAUGUAGUCAAGGAAAUCCAGGAUUCAGUCUGUGUCAAAACAUUCCAGACUGACAAAGCUGGUGCCAGGCACUUCUUCCAGGAUAAAGAACCAUAUUACAAAACAGAGAUCAGACGCCUGUAUGGAUGCAUCAUUGAAAUGGAGGAGGAUAAAGAGGACGAGGGUGAAGAGGAGGAGGAAGACAGUAUUAAGAAGCAGAAGUGCCACUUACAGCGGGACAUAGCCCCCGGAGUCAAACUGAUGGUCCACGAGGGAGACCUGAGUCAGUUUCCUGUCGAUGUGAUAGUGAAUGCAGCAAAUGAACAUCUGAAGCACAUCAAUGGUCUCGCAGAGUCUCUCUCAAAGGCAGCUGGCCCAGGAUUCCAAGCAGAAUGUGACCAGAUAGUAAAAGAGGGCGGCACCGUCCUACCUGGCAAUGUUGUUAUCUCAAAAGCAGGCAAGCUCCCUUGUCGCCAUGUCAUCCAUGCAGUAGGGCCUCGAUGGAAGGGAGAUAAGGUCCUGGAGUGUGUGAACCUGCUGAAGAAAGUUGUGAAACAAAGUCUCACUUUAGCUGAAGAGUACAAGUGCCGGUCCAUAGCCAUGCCAGCGAUCAGCUCUGGAAUCUUUGAUUUUCCCUUAGAACUGUGUGUGGCAACCAUUGUUUCAGCCAUCAAGGAAAACUUCCAGCAUAAGCAAGACAGACACACCGUGAAAAAGAUUUACCUGGUGGGCCUAUCUGCAAAGGUUGCCGGGGCCUUUGCUGAAGCUGUCAAGACUACCUAUAAAGACCUGCUUCCCCACACAGCUUCUCCAUCUACUUUAAAAGCAUUAGUACCACUUGAGAAAACGCCCCAGAAACAGGGCAAUCUGCUGGUGUCUCCAGAAGGCCUGAGAAUUCGCCUGAUAGAAGAAAAAGUGCAGAAUGCUAAGACCCAUGCCGUUGUGAACUCUAUUUCCUCGGAUCUUAUACUCAACCAAGGACCCCUUUCUCAGGCCUUCUUGGAAAAGGCUGGGCCAGAACUCCAGGAGGAAUUGACCAAGGCAGGACAAGGGGUCUCUGUCAAUGUGGGCACAAUUCUUCAAACCAGUGGCUGUAAUCUCAACAGCCGCCACGUCUUCCAUGUGGUGACUCCACAAUGGAAAAGCAACAACAGUGCGUGGUCACUAAAGGUCAUGAAAAACAUCAUUCGCGACUGCCUGAGGACCACCGAGGACCUGUCUCUACAAUCGAUUGCAUUCCCAGCAAUAGGAACGGGAAAUUUGGGGUUUCCUAAACCUGAAUUUGCUAAAUUAAUAAUUUCAGAAGUGCUCAAAUUUAGUAGCAGGAACAAACUGAAAACUUUACAAGAGGUUCAGUUUCUGCUGUACCCAAAAGACCAUGAAAACAUUCAGGCAUUUUCAGAUGAAUUUGACAAAAGGAAUAAUGGAGAUCCUAGUGAUGAAAACUCCAAGGCUGAAGACACACAAGGUGUCUAUGGGAGUCUUUCCAGCCCUACUUUAGGAAUGCAUGAAAUGAAUAUUGGCCCAAUCCUCUUCCAAGUGGCUACUGGGAACAUCAUCAAAGAAGUGACAGAUGUGAUUGUUAAUUCAACAUCCAUCACAUUUAAUCUCAAAUCAGGGGUCUCCAAAGCAAUUUUGGAAGGUGCAGGACCAAAUGUGGAGCAAGAAUGUUCUCUCUUGGCUCAACAGGGUAAGCAUGAGUAUAUAGUCACUGGAGGUGGAUUAUUGAAAUGUAAGAAUAUUAUUCAUGUUGUUGGUGGGAAUGAUGUCAAGAAAUCAGUUUCCUGUGUUUUGAAAGAAUGUGAACAACGGAAUUACUCAUCUGUCUGCCUACCAGCUAUUGGUACAGGAAGUGCUCAACAGGACCCAAAUGUAGUAGCGAAAGCGAUAAUAGAUGCCAUUGAAGAAUUUGUCCAGAAAAAAUCAGUGCAGGCCCUGAAGAGAGUUAAAGUUGUUAUCUUCCAACCCCAUAUCCUGCAAUUUUUUUAUAACAACAUGAAAGAAAGAGAAGGCUCUCCAGCUCCUCUGAAGCAGUCACCUGCCAAGCAGUCAAUGAUGUCUAAGAUUGUCUCCUUUUUUGGCUUUCCCAAGCCAGCUUCCCCCCAAAAGAACACCCUGGUUUUGGAAAAGAAAAUAGAGCUCACAGUUUUCCAGGUAUGUGGUUCAGGUGUAGACAGUGUGGACAAAACAAUCUCCUGGCUAAAGAAUCUGAUUACCAAAGAGCAGCUUUCCUACACCAGUGACGAUGAGUGUCUCAGAGACUUUGACAUCGAGGAGUACAAGAAACUGAAUGAGAUGCAGAAGAAGCUGAACAUCACCAUUGAGCUGAACCAGAAGAAACCUUCGAUUGAAGUCUCGGGAAUUAGCAGAGACGUGGUAGAAGCUAGAGAUGAGAUUGACGGCAUGAUCAAGAGCAUUCGAUUGGCUAAAGAAAAGGAAAACCAGGCAGACUAUGUCUCUACAUUUGUGGAAUGGCAAUAUAUUGAUAAUAACAUCACACAGUGUUUUGACAAAAUACCCAACAUGCAAUUGGAGGAUGCGUGGAAAGCAAAGAAGAAGAACACGGUUGUCAAAAUUCAUAAUCAGGACUUCACGGUGGACUUGAGCACAAAUAUAGCCACAGCUUCCCAAGGACAGAGUUUCACUGUUCAGCGCCGCGUCAAAGCUGAAGCUGAAAUCCCUGCCAAUUGGAGUGACAUGAAGCAGAACACAUUGCUUGUGGUGAGCCUGCAAACCGGCGAUCCUGAAUACAACAUGGUGGCAAGCGCCUUCCGUCAGACCUGCUCCAACUUUGUCAUAGAGAAGAUUGAAAGGAUUCAGAAUCCAGCUCUUUGGAGUAGGUACCAGGCAUUCAAAAAAGUUAUGGAUGAAAAGAAUGGCAAUGUAAGAAAUGAGAAGCAUCUCUUCCAUGGAACGGAGGCUAUCUCUGUGCCACAGCUCAACAGUAAUGGAUUUAACCGCAGCUAUGCUGGGAAGAACGCUACGGCCUAUGGGAAUGGAACCUAUUUUGCUGUCAAUGCUUCGUAUUCUGCCAAUGACACAUAUUCCAGACCAGAUGUCAAUGGGAGAAAGCAUAUGUAUUAUGUGCGGGUUCUCACUGGAAACUACACAAAUGGAAACUCAUCACUGAUUGUGCCUCCUUCAAGGAACCCUCAAAAUGCUACUGACUUGUACGACACUGUCACAGAUAAUUGUAAAAGUCCAAGUAUAUUUGUAGUGUUUUAUGACAACCAAGCAUACCCUGAAUAUCUUAUCACAUUUAGGCGGUAACACUUUGGGGUGCCUUCCGAAAGACAUCGGGUGUUCAUGUAUCUGCCGUAAGACAAAUGUUAGCUGUUUUUCUCCUUAAGCUUUCUCUAAGAGCACAAGGUCUUUCUUUGCCAUGGACAUGUUUCCUCAGCUGCUCCUCCAUAGUGAAACGAAUCUACUUGAGAGCCAAACACUUGAGAAUUUAAAACAGGUAACAGCUGUAACUGCGUUCACAAAUACAAACCUCGAAUCUGUGGAAAAGAACAGACUUUUAUGUUCUGGAGGGACAGUAACCCCUUUCUGCACGUCCAGAAAGCCCCACGAUCCCAGCCGCCACCAGUGGAAUCGUGUCAGAGCGCCACCGUGUUGUGGGACCCAGUACCACUGAGCCAAGCUUCCUGGCUGCCAACCGAACAGAUUCCAAGACAGACAACUUCGUUCUUCGCUCACAGAGCUGUGUUGUGUGGGUUCGACGGCUCCAGCCAGGGUUAUGUACCAACUGGGUAUUGGCGUGUGGUUCUGGGUCUGUGAGAACUGAACUGAGCCCCACCCCCAAUCCCCAAAGAGAGGCACAGCUCAAACCCUGGCCCCAACUGCCAGUGGGCCCUUUUAAUGUUGACACCAGUAUUCAGCCUACUGAGGGAAGAAAUGGGAUCGUGCCUGCUACCUCUCUAGUGGUAACUGGUCUUCUACUGUGUGAAAAUGAGUCAACUCUAAGGGUAUCUAUCGGCUAGCAUCUUUCCUGUGGCAGGCCAGCUUGUGGUAACUUGAAAGCUUUAUGUAUAAGUCAGUCAUUCUGAUAACUUACUACCAGUAUCUGUUGGAUGCGAAUUAUUUCUUGUGGUGCCAGAGAUUACCCAGGGUCUCACACGAGCCAGGCAAGCACUCUACCCCUGGACUAUAUUCCCAGCCCUCUUGUUUUGACGCAGGAUCCCACUAAGUCACCCUAGCAAGGCUUGAACUCAUUAUCUUCCUGCUUUGGCUACUUAUUGGUGGUAGUGGUGGGAGGUUGUGCUUAAGUUAUUCUUUUAAUUUCCUCCUGUACAUUUCAGACUCAAUGCUAUUUAUUGAGUGCCUGGACCUUUACCAGGUAGAAUAAGAGGUGUGUUAACAUACAUGAUUUUCUUCCCAUCAACAGUGCUUUGCAAGAAUUAUUCCAUUAUUUCAAGGCUUAGGAACAUGCUCAGAGUACAAGACAUGGUCUUGCCUGAGGUCACUGAGGCAGGAACUGCAGAGGCAGCCAACUGAGCCUGCCAACUGAGCCUGGUCUUGAGAUAAGCGUGUGCUUGCUGCUUCAGAAGUUAUCUCGGGUGGUCUGUAAGGCAAACCCAGAUUUCCUUGUUUUCUAGGCCAUGGAGCUCAUGCCGUGUAAUGUUCCCAGAUGGUACACUCUAGAUGUUGGGGGGAUUAAUGUGCUGGUUCCCACCACAGGCAUCACCAGUGGACUUCAAGCAGAGAGAGGGGCCCCCAUUGUUGUCCCAUUGACACGGAGGCCUUGAGACCCUGGCUGCUAUGUCUAAGUGGACUGGCAGAGACUGGCUUGAGAGGGGGCUUCCUCAGCAGUGCCACUAAGGAUGGCCUGAAGAGAUGGGAGGAAAGGGCGACACUUGUUUUCAUUUGCUUUUUUCCUCCAGUGGUUUGGUUAACCCAGGACUAGGCUGAAUGAUAGUGGGAUGUUACAUUGAAGAAUAAAGACCCAGCUAAGAAAUGUUAUUACAGUCACUGUCAGUCAAAGUAAAUACACCAUUGUCAUUUUCUUCACUUCCUAGUAAAGUUACAUAAUUACA